Molecule: messenger RNA, 487 nt
Organism: Raphanus sativus (radish)
Lineage: Eukaryota; Viridiplantae; Streptophyta; Magnoliopsida; Brassicales; Brassicaceae
Product: defensin-like protein 206
Exons: 2
Coding region: 43-327 (94 amino acids)
Source: RefSeq, a predicted model, not a curated record
AGAAAAACAAGAUUAAGAAAAAGCAAAGCAAAACCAAAAGAAAUGGCGAAGAACCUUAGCUCCGCCACCUUCACCGUUCUCUUGCUUGUCCUCUUGAUGGCUUCGACCGAAAUCCUCAAAAUUGAGGCUAUGAACAUCAAGGCUAGAUGCCUUCCACAGGGAUGCAAAAAUCCUACAUUUUCCGAGGAGUGCGGCGUGGAGCCAUUCCCAGGUUCAAAUAACGAUUGCUGUCACUGUUGCGUAGCCAAAUACGGGAGGAAAGCAGUCUGUAAAGGAGUUGUUGAGGGACCAGACAAACACUGUCAUUGCUACAAAGAACGUGUUUGAAAUAACCUCAUACAAUUACCAAGUGUGAUAUAUGUAUAACUUGUGUGUUUCAUUUGGUGUGCGGACAUUACAUGUGUGUAUGUUUAUGUUCGAGAUUCGUUUGUUUCCCAAUAAAACAUCAAGGGCAAAGCAUAUCAUUGCUUGCCCCGAAGUGUGAGCU